AUGUCCACCCAGUCCGCCUCAGCGGCAAUCUCCGAGGUCCUCCGGCAGCCAGACGACCUCCUCAAGCUCGCCGCAUACCGCAAGAAGCUGCUCAAGGAGAAGUCAGCACUGGAUGCCAAGCUGGCCAGUGGCGUCAAGGCCCAGCUGGACGCGACGCGAGAUGCGCUAUUGAAGCUGCAAGCGAGUCGCGCGGCCGUAGGGAUGAUUAGGGAGGAGAUGAUGGUUGUUGAGAAGUUGAAGGGGGAGGGUGGGGAAGGAGAGGCUUUUGAUCGGAUCACCAGAGUGUCUACAAUACAUCGAAACUUUGCGCAGACGACCAAAAUGGUCCAAAACCUCCGGUCCAUGUCUGACAAGGUCGCCAACAUACACGCCCUCCUCCAGUCUGACAUGUCACACCCGCUCGGUCCGGCCGGACCUUCUCCCAACCUCCUCAUCAUCCACUUUCAACUCCAGCAGCUCGAGGCAUUCCGGAACGAAACGCUCCAUCAGGCCAAGAAGGGCGGGGCAGAGGAGCGCGAGACGCUGGUCAAUUGGUUUGAGCGAUUGGACAAGGUGGGGAUAGAAUUCGAGGCGUGGUUAUGGGAAAUAGCGGGGAAUGUGGUGGAGCUAGUCAGGAAGGGGAAUGGGGGAACGGUAGUGCGGCUGCUCAAGGUGGUGGAGUUUGAAGGGACCGAGGAUCAAAAGGCCGUAGCCAUGAGGCUAGUCCGGCGUGUCGCCAACUCGGACGCAGCGUCCAAGUUCAAGUCGAUGCAGGCCAACGCUCGGGUCAUCAAAAACUACCGCCAUAAACUGCUCGACGCCAUCAAAGGGUCGAUCAAAACGGCCUUCCAAUCCCAUGCGGAAGAGUACGCGCAGGACCCGCUGGGCUUCAUCGAGACCCUCGGGUGGAUCUACAAAGACAUCAUCCGGAUCAAGGACGAUGUCGACCCUCUCUUCCCGGAAGACUACGAGAUCGUCCCUACCAUGGUCAAGGCGUAUCACCGGACGCUGAACGAGACCAUCGUCAAACUCGUCACAAACGCGCCAGAGGCCAAGGUUCUCCUUGACCUCCACGCGUGGAUCAAGGAGUACCGGGUCUCGAUGAAGGAGCUGGAUGUGCCGGCGGCGUGGCUUCAGCCUCCACUGCUGGAUGGGAAGAGCCAGGACCUCAUCGAGGACUAUGUCAAGCUCAUCGUGUCCAAGCUGGACGAGUGGACGCAGAAUCUCAUGCGGGAAGAGACGGCGAAAUUCUCUUUCCGCAUGAAUCCGCCGGAUCAGGCGGACGACGGGCAGUUGGGGAUGGAGGGAGUCGUAGACUUCUUCCAGCUGGUCAAUCAGCAGUGCGACCUCGCGCUCGAUUCCAACCAGGGCGCGGUGCUCGCGCGGGUGGUCACCGAGUGUGCCAAUGUCAUGCGGCGAGCGCAGGGCGAGUGGCUCGCUGCGGUCAGCCAGGAGGUCAAGGCGCAGGUGGAAAACAAGCCGGAGGAGGUUCCCGGCGGACUGGUCGAGUAUGUCAUUGCACUCGCAAACGACCAGCUCAAAUCGGCCGAUCACGUCGAAUCCCUCUCGGCGCGGCUGGAACCCCUCGUCUCGGAGAAGUACAAGGCGGUGAUCAGUACCAAGCUGAACGAGGCUAUCGACGGCUACCUCGACGUGGCCAAAAAGUGUACCACCUCGCUCGUCCAAUUCGUCUUUAACGACGUUCGCACGGCGACCAAAAACCUCAUCACGCCCGCAUGGUACAAUGAACCCCUGAUGACUCAGAUCAUAGAGACCAUGCGGGACUAUAUGGGCGACUAUCAAACCCAACUCAAUCCCUCUAUAUUCGAUAUCCUCAUUGAAGACCUCCUCGACUCUUUCCUCAUCGUCUACCUCACGGCCCUUCGGCGCGCGCCCGCCCGCGUUUUACGGAUGCCCAUGGCUAUCGACCGGGUCAGGGAGGACGUCUCGGCCUCGUUUGACUUCUUCUCGACAUACAAGAAGCCCGAGGACCUCGAGGUCAACUUUGAGGUCAUGGAUCAGGUGCUGUCGAUGCUGGGCGCGAGCAGUCAGAUGGUCUUUAUGGACUAUUGGACCUUUGCGAAGCGGCAUGGACCGCAGUUGGCGUUUGUGGAGGCGUUGAUUAGGGCAAGAGAUGACUUUGAUAGGCCGAUGGUAGGGGAGAUUAUGGAGACGUUGAGGCGGAAGGUCAAGGAGGAGGGGAUCGUGGAUCCAGAGGAGCCGACUAUCAUGAACAAGGUACAAGUCACCCAAGGAUCGAUGCUCGACAAGCUGCAGCAACUCCCAAAUCUCUCAAAUCUGCAGAACCUCGCGGGAACAUAUCGCGAGCGGAUACAAGAUUACGGCGGGCAGAUCAGGGAGUACAGGGAGAGGCUGCAGGACCGGCUGGGAUAG
Messenger RNA from Dioszegia hungarica, 2373 nucleotides. RefSeq names its product vesicle fusion-related protein. The record is from RefSeq and is a predicted model, not a curated record. Gene Ontology annotation, molecular function: SNARE binding. The transcript is spliced from 4 exons. Gene Ontology annotation, biological process: exocyst localization; exocytosis. Gene Ontology annotation, cellular component: exocyst. The coding region runs from base 1 to 2373 and encodes 790 amino acids. Lineage: Eukaryota; Fungi; Basidiomycota; Tremellomycetes; Tremellales; Bulleribasidiaceae.